Phacochoerus africanus (Common warthog) is the source of this 933-nucleotide messenger RNA. RefSeq names its product olfactory receptor 13H1-like. Gene Ontology annotation, biological process: G protein-coupled receptor signaling pathway. The transcript has a single exon. Gene Ontology annotation, molecular function: G protein-coupled receptor activity; olfactory receptor activity. The record is from RefSeq and is a predicted model, not a curated record. Gene Ontology annotation, cellular component: membrane. NCBI's taxonomy places the organism in Eukaryota, Metazoa, Chordata, Mammalia, Artiodactyla, Suidae.
AUGAGCACCCAGAACAGCACAGGGGAGACCUUCGUGCUGCUUGGGCUGUCCCAGCACCCACGGGCUCAGGCCGUCUUCUUCUGCCUGCUUCUCCUGUCCUAUCUCAUCACUUUUUUUGGGAACAGCCUCAUCCUGCUCCUGAUCUGCUGGGAUCCCCGGCUCCACACGCCCAUGUACUUCUUCCUCAGCAACCUGUCCUUCCUGGACGUAUGUUACACCUCAUCCAGCGUCCCCCAGGUUCUCCCCCCCAGAUGCUUGGUGGCCCUUCCCGUCAUCUCGCUAGGACCGUGCUUGGCCCAGAUGGCCACGGGACUGUACCUGGGUGUCGUGGAGUGUCUCCUGCUGGCUGCCAUGGCCUAUGAUCGCUCUGUGGCCAUCGGUGACCCCCUGCGCUACUCUGUGCGCAUGGGGCCCCGGCUUUGUGGCCUGCUGGCCAGGACCUCCUGGAUGGCAGCCUUCUUGUUGACGGUGGUCCCUGUGAUGACCAUGCCCUUGGAGUUCUGUGGUCACCAGGUCAUCAACCACUUCUCGUGUGAGCUCCUGGUCCUGCUCAAGCUUGCCUGCUCUGACCUGCGUUUCUACAAGUCACUCAUGGUGGGCACCAGCGCCCUGACCCUGCUGGCCCCUCUCACCUUCAUCGUGGCCUCCUAUGGAAGGAUCCUGGUGGCAGUGCUGUGGCUGCGGUCCGUGGAGGGCUGAGGCAAGGCAUUUUCCACAUGUGGCUCCCACCUCACAGUGGUGGCCCUCUUCUAUGGCACAGCUAUCUCCAUGUACAUGAGGCCCCAGGACAAGCCCAUCCACUAUCAAGACAAGGUCGUUUCCAUGACCUACGGCGUCCUCACCCCCAUGAUGAACCCCCUCAUCUACAGCCUGCGGAACAAGGACAUGAAAGGGGUCCUCAAGAGACUCCUGGGGAGAAGGACUGACCUCUAA